UACCCAGAGCAGCCUAAGACUGGAGAUGGGGAAUGAAGAUGAAACAAUCAGAUGACUCAGAUGCAGGAGGAUGAUUUAUGUCUGAGGCCAUGUGGUGAAAUGAUGACCCUGCAACAUGAAAAGCCUGCUGUCUGUUGUUUUCUUGACAGGUAUGGAAAACAUGAAUAAAAAAGACCAACCGUUCAUGACAAUUCAGAAAAGUGAUAACUCAGAUAAUCUGGUAUGCCAUAUGAGAAAUGGAAUGAGAAGCAUCAAGUAUAAACCAGUAGACUAUCAACAAUUACAUGCAUUAACUGAAGCAAGAAAAUUAGCUUCUGCCUCUAUAGAACUAAAGAUCAGAAAAGCAGUACAGACUUCAAAGAUAUCUAAGGAACAAAUGCUAAUAAAACAGCACAAGCAAGUGUGGUGGCAGGAACAUCAAAGGCUAAAUGAAGUCAGAUGUAAAAUGGAAUCUGAGAUAAAAUCUUUUCUCAAUGAAGAGAACAUUGGAAAUGAAUGUCUUUCGGACCUUACAAAUUUUGAACAAGAGUUAUCAGAACAAUGGUGCACCUAUCUUAAAAAUGUGAUAAAUCCAAUUCAGCAAUUGAGAGCAGAUCUAAAAUACAGACAGCAUCACAUUAUACAGCAUUCACAUUCACAUACUGGGUUUAACUCAGCAAAAGUACUGGAAGAGGUUGACUUCGUGAAAAAACAAUUGAAAGCUGUCUUUGAAAGACUUAGCCUGGAGCAACAGAAAUUAGAAGAUACUGUUUCAGACUGGAGUAUGAAAAUACUGGAUCAUUCUUCAGACGAAAGGAAUAACCUGCUUACUAAACUGCCCAUGGAAUUAGAAACUUUGGAAUGCCCGUACUCUGAUUUGAAAUCUUCAAUUUUUAAUGAGUUCUGUAACUUAACAGAGAAAUACCAAAAGAAACUUCAAGAUUUUGAUCUGCAGUUAGAAGACAUAAACAGAAACUUCCAAUUCAGUGAAGAAGACCACUGGGUUUACCAGGCUGUUUUGGAUCAGUAUCCUGGAGAUCUCUGUGGCAGAAGGACUCUGUAUCUGGACAUGUUACAAAGAUAUUUUCCUCACAAAUCUAGGCAUGAUUUGGUCAAACAUGAGAAGUAUUGUGACCAAUAUCGCUUCACUAGGGAGCAGCGAAGGAUCCUGAUAUCACAUUGGAAUAAGAAUAGGAGAGAUUUUAUACAGAAGGCUGUGCUGACACUAGCCGAAGCCUGUGCAGCUCAUGAAAUGGAGAGCACAUUGGCCAAGGACAGGAAAAAGCAUCAGGAAUUGUGUGCUGAUCUGAAAGCCAAGGUUCUUCAAUGGCGAGCCCACCAGGAAGAAGUAGCAAGAUUGGAAAUGGAAAUUUCUGCCAGAAGAAGAGAAAAGGAAGAGGAGAAAGAGAAACUGUGGAAGAAGAAGGAAUUGUUACAAAGAGAAGAGAAGAAAAAAAAAAUAAGAAAGUACUGGGCCCAAAAAGAACAGAAGUGGCAAGAAAAGGAAAUGAGAGACCUUCAGCGUCUAGAAGAUCUGAAGAAAUUAAUGGCUGAACAAUCAGUAAAAGACAGAGAAAGGGUUAAAUAUAGACAAGAAUUACUGGAAAAGCGUUUGAUGGAGAAAAAAGAAGUGGCUCUUCAAGAAGCACAUGAAGAGGAAGAAAGAGAGAGGCGGCUAGAAGCCCUUAAGAAACAGGUUGCUAUCGUUGCUCAAUUUGACCCUGUUAGAGUGAUGUCAGGUACAAUGGCAUCGAAAGCAAGGAUGGGUAUUGGAAUUGAAGAAGAAUUUGUUCUUCAAAAGCCACUCUUCACAUUGAAUACAUACAAUGAACAGCAGAUAAUUUCUGACCCUAGGCUUCGUUUUGAGUUGGCACUUCGAGAAGCUGGACUUCAUAAAGCCUUUUAUGCCAAAGAGAUAUUGCCAAAAAUCAGUCCUCAAAAACCUCCAAGAAAGGACAUGGAGUCUACUGUAUUUAAAAUCUAGAGUUCAUCCUCAAAUCCUAUUAGACAUAAAUAAGAUUUUUCUCUGAAUACAUUUAUAUGUAUAUCAAUAAUUUUUACUUUUUAAAUUUUUUUAAAACAUCAGACAUAGAAAUCAUGGCACCUAUUAAAACAACUUUGCCUUUCUUUUAUGAUUCUUAGAAUUUUAUGUAUUAUUUCCAGUAUCUUUGUUAUAUUUAAUAGUACAAAAUUCUCCAAGACUAUGGAAAUUAAUUAUGACACAUGUGGUACAUAUAUUAUUUAGUAAAUUGUGUUUUAGAAGUUACAUUACCCCAUGAAAAGAGCUCAAAACAACCAUUUGUGAGAAUUAUAAUUUAUGUUGCUGUCACCUGCUAACGUUCAUUUCUGCCUGUUAUUUCAGAAUUUGACUUUUUAAUUAUGAAAGCUUCAUUAUCAUUAAUACUUCUAUUAUUUCUUAAUUAUUAUAAGAGGAGACUCAACCUUUCUCUAAAUUUAGAAACCAAUUUGGUAUACCAUGUUUACUGCAAACCAAUCAUCCGAACAAUUUUGUUUUGCAAAUUAGCCCAUAAGAAUAAAUUAGAAAUUAGAAACAGCA
Hipposideros armiger (great roundleaf bat) is the source of this 2536-nucleotide messenger RNA. RefSeq names its product coiled-coil domain containing 148 (gene CCDC148). NCBI's taxonomy places the organism in Eukaryota, Metazoa, Chordata, Mammalia, Chiroptera, Hipposideridae. The record is from RefSeq and is a predicted model, not a curated record. The coding region runs from base 116 to 1963 and encodes 615 amino acids. The transcript has 15 exons.